Molecule: messenger RNA, 1597 nt
Organism: Hippocampus zosterae (dwarf seahorse)
Lineage: Eukaryota; Metazoa; Chordata; Actinopteri; Syngnathiformes; Syngnathidae
Product: protein-lysine 6-oxidase-like
Exons: 7
Coding region: 324-1553 (409 amino acids)
Biological process (GO): peptidyl-lysine oxidation
Molecular function (GO): copper ion binding; protein-lysine 6-oxidase activity
Source: RefSeq, a predicted model, not a curated record
GAAAUGCCCCACGCACACACACACACCACGACCACCCCCGACCAGUUCAUUUAACACCCGUACGUAAAAGUUUACUCGGCAAAUUGUCUCGCGAGUGAAGGGUUAAUGGAGGUUUGACCAUAGUCGCUCAGUGGGCUGAAUUCUGUAAAUGACUUCAAGGAAAAAAAAGAGGAGUUGUAACGUGGGUACAGCCCACUGGAGUUCUGACAGAAGUGGACCUGCGAGGAGACGCGGGGCGUUCGCACACAAUUGAAGAGAUUCCACUCUUCAAUUGUUCACGUACACGACGUUUUUUUUUUUUUUAGGCGUGUAGUUCGGUUGCCAUGGCGAUUGCGUCUCUCGUCUUCUUCUAUCUUUCCCACGGACUAUUCCAAGUCAUCGGCGGACAAGAGCAGCAGCCCGCGCCGGCGCACGCCGGCCCUUGGCGCCACCGCAUCCAAUGGGAAAACAACGGGCAGAUCCACAGCCUGAUGAGCACCGGCUCCGAGUUCGAGUCCCCGGCGCACGUCUACGUCAGCCGCCGGGACCGAGCGACGGGCGCAGCGAGGAUCCCGCCCGGAUCGCGUCGGGCGCGCACCGGACGACGCCGCGGCGCCCCGGUGGACUUGACUCGGGAUUCCCUCGGGUGGGACGACGGUAUCCCCCCCGCGGAGGCUUCGCUGCCGCGCGGCCGCCAAGGAAUAGCUUUCGGCGCGCUCCCCGACGCGCUCUCUCCCUUCGGCUACUCGGCGGGAGACCCGGGCCCCCCGGCGCCGUACCACCCGCUGGGGGAGAACGCUUCCGACGAGGCGGAGGGCGUGUUUAACGACGACUCGCUUCAGCCCCACGGCAAUUCGGUGUUGUACAACAUGUACCCCUCCGGAGGACGGGCGGGGGCCCGCGGGCGACGACCCCCGGACGCGGGAUACGGGACGAGAUACUUCCAAAACGGGCUUCCUGAUCUGGUGCCAGACCCGUACGCCAUCCAAGCAGGCGCCUACGUCCAGCGCAUGCAGAUGUUUGCAUUACGCUGUGCGGCGGAGGAGGACUGCUUGGCCAGUUCGGCCCACAGACCGUCAGUGAGCGACAUCGACUUUCGGGUGCUCCUCCGGUUCCCGCAAAAGGUGAAGAACCAGGGCACGGCCGACUUCCUUCCGUUGAAGCCCCGGCAUCAGUGGGACUGGCACAGCUGUCACCAACACUACCACAGCAUGGAGGCCUUCAGCAACUACGAGCUCCUGGACGCCGUCAGCGGCCACAGAGUGGCCGAAGGACACAAGGCCAGCUUUUGCCUGGAGGACACGGCCUGCGACGCGGGGGUCCGACGGCGCUACGCCUGCACGGCUCACACGCAGGGACUGAGCCCGGGCUGUCACGACCUCUACGCCGCCAACAUCGACUGCCAGUGGAUCGACAUCACUGACGUCACGCCGGGAAAUUACAUCUUGAAGGUCACCGUUAAUCCCGACUUCCAUGUACUGGAGUCGGACUUUGCCAACAACGUGGUUCGAUGCGACGUCGCGUACACGGGCGUUUACGUUCAGACACGCAACUGCCAAGUGACAAGGGGGUGAAGAUUCUUUCAAUUUCAACACAUACUCUUCUGAUAUGAUUUUUU